GAAGGAACUUACUUCAUUGCCCAACAAGUCGAAUGGCAACGCCGUCAGCACCACCCGACCGCGGCCUCCGCCUCUCGUACUUGCGCCACUUUAUCAACGAGCAUGGCGGCGAGGCUGAGUUUGCUGGCAAGACGACAGCCCAAGUCUGCUUUGAGUUUGUCGUGCCAUUGACCAAACCGUCCGAGCUCUCGCUCGUCGACCACGUCGCCAACGACCCAAUGACCGCUUCGUUCGUUGGCCCGGCCAAUUGGUAUGUUAGCCACGCCUGGCAGUACCUCUUCUUGGAGACCGUCGACAGCCUCGAGCGCUUCUUCGCCGACCGAGAUCUUAGUGACGACGCGGUCCUUUGGUUUUGCGUCUUCAACAACAACCAGCACCUCGCGAGCUCGUACCCGUUCGAGUACUGGUCGACGACGUUCAAGGACAGCUUGGCUGCGAUCGGCAACAUGGUCAUGAUCAUGCACCCGUGGAACGACCCGAUCGUACUUCGUCGAAGCUGGUGCGUGUUUGAGGUCUACGUCGCAGUGACCAUGGGCGCGCGCUUUGAGAUUGCACUGGCGCAUGAUCAAGAAGCCACGUUCCUCAGUGAUAUUACCAUCUAUAACGCGUUUAGCAAGAUGCUCGCGACGAUCAAGUGCGAAGACUCGGUAGCCACCGUGCCGAGUGACCGCGACGGUAUAUUUACCUUGAUUCGCGCCGAGACGUCGUUCAUCGCGGUCGACCGGCUCAUCUUCUCCACCUUGACGCACUGGAUCAAGCAAACGCUCGAGGCGUCGAUUGCGUCUGCGUCCUCGUCGCUCGAGAAGGCGUCGCGGUGGCGGUAUCUCGGCGUCAUUCACGACGCCUUGAACGACCACGCGGCGAGCGAGCGCUGCUUCCAGGCAGCGGUCACCCUCUUCUUGGCCGCGCACGGGCCCUUGAACGAAGAGACGCUCUUGCUGCAGUCGCUUGCCGCCUUUGCGCGGGCGUACCAGCGCACGCCCCAGUCCGAAUGGGAGCCACGGCUUCGGUCGACGCUCUCGACCGCGCUUCAGCAUCUCGGCGAGACGCACCCGACGACGCUGGCGGCGCGUAGCAACGUGGUGUCGUCGCUCUGCCACAACGACGCGCAUGCGGAAGCACUGCCGCUGGCGCUGGAAGAUUUCGACGUCCGACGCUCGCUCUACGGCCUAUGUGAUUGGCGCACGAUGAGCGCCAUGUCGACCGUCGGUCUGGUCUACGUCAGCCAACACGAGGCGUAUCGUGCAUCGCGCUGGCUCCGGAAGGCGCUUGGCCUCCAAGUGACGCACUUGUGCCGCGAACACAACGACACGAUCGGUACCAAGUCCCGGCUCGUGGAUGCCUUGCUGCAGAUGGGCGACGGCGUCCAAGCACGCGCGCUCGCCGAGUCGGUGGUCGCUUCUCGGGCGCGCACGUACGGUGCGACGCAUCCACGCACGGUUGCGUGUCGCAUCAACUUGGCGGCGUCGGUGCUCAUGACGGGCGAUGCGGCUCUCGCGUCGGCGCAAAUGCUUGCGUUGACAACGACCCUUGGCGCGGACGACCCAACUCGUUUGGCCGUGCAACUCAACUUGGGCGUCGCGUAUGCCAUGCAAGCCCAAUGGGCGAAUGCGCUGGCGUCGUUCAUUGACGCCUUUGCCAGCGCACCGUGCAAGGUGACGGCGUGGCUCCUCUAUGGGUUUGCAGUCCACGCCCCACUACCAGUCUCCAAGAAAGGGCUCACGCUUGUCCGCGACUUCAUUAUCUCGAGCUCCGAUGCGCAGCCCGAGACGUGGCCGACUCGAUGCAUGGCGUGCUACACGCCCGUCACGGGUACCCUCCGGCCAUCGCGGCUCAUGCGGUUCUGCCAACAUGACCCAAAGGAGACAACGUGGAAGAUGACGCUGCCGCCGCGCCGGUACUUUUAUGAAGCCGACCUCUGUGCGACCGAGACGGCGCACUACGACGACAUCGAUGGGCUCUUCGCCGCGUACGAGCGUCACUGCGAUAUGCACAACGACCAGCGGACGCUCGACGCCUUCCUCGCCGCCAUGCCCACGCCGAUGCUGUCGCGAGCGCUCAUCGCCUUGCAGGACCUCGUCGCGACGCCCGAUACGUCGCUUCUCUUGGACUGGCCCACGAUCGUGCUGCGCCGUGCACCUGCGUUGGCGUCGACGAUGGCGAACCUGCGGUCGCUCUUGCCGCUACAGCCGUCGCUCUCGGCGGUUGCAGUCUCGGGCACCGACCUCGUCUACCUCGGGCCGCUCGCGGCCAUGACCACUGCAAUGACAGUCGUUUUUUGCUCCGAUCAGACGACCGAUCUCGCAUGGACGCACUGGGUCCGCGACUUUGGCCGGCGCUGCCCGCGCCUGCGCGUGCUUGAAAUCCGCGCAUCGGUAGGCGACAACCUCGGUCUGAUCCAGCCGCUCCUGGACAUCCUAGCCUACCCUGCGCUACGGCUCUUGUCGCUCCGAGGCGACUUUCUUCUGGACGUCGCGUCUAUCGCCGUACUCCAUGCGUGGCUGGAGCGGGGCGGCGACCGUGGGCUCCGCUUGGAUGGCACCCAGUUUGCGGAUGCGGCCGACCCACUGCUCUACAAUGCCUUGCAUACGAUCCGGUCGUUUGUUGAGUUUCGUGUGCGCAACGUGCGGGGCCUCUCGUGGCUGCUUCCGGCGUUGCGCAGUGCGAGCCAACUGCGCACACUCGACCUGUCGGGCCACGGCUCGCUCUGUCCCAACGCGAUCGCCGCGCUGCUCCCGCACUGGCCGCAUCUCCAGACGCUCGACUUGUCCAGGAAUCGCUUCGACUCUUAUCACGAUGUGGUGCCCUUGAUGUCGGCCAUGGGGCAAUGUCCGAUGCUCCGGCACGUCGUCUUGCAACAGUGCAAGCUACCGCAGUCGGUGAUUUCUCCGCUACUCGGCUGCAUUUCAGCGUGGCCCUCACUUCGACGCCUCGACCUCGCUUGCACAGGUUUAUACCUUCCUGCACGAGCGUUCCGUGCAAUGGUGACGGCGCUCGUCGCGUGCCCAGACUUUGCGUUUUUGAGCGUGUGCUUCCCGCUGCUUACCGAUGCAAUGUGGCGCGACAUCGUCCCGACGCUCGGCGCCGGUCUCUUGCGAUGGCGGCGUAUUACGUUUAGCGAGUGCCAACCCACUGCCGUCCAAGUGUUGCAGCUGCUGCGCCGCCUCUUGGAGCACAACCAACAAGCAUUUACGGUGACCUGCGGCACGAUCAGCUCUGCUGAUGCGUUGCAAAACGAGUAUACUGGGCUGCUCCACGAGCUCGGGCUCUUGCCACCGCCACGCGCGUCGUGUGUCGUUGCAUUUGAGGUCGAGGUGUGA
Messenger RNA from Saprolegnia diclina VS20, 3320 nucleotides. RefSeq lists its product as hypothetical. Gene Ontology annotation, molecular function: protein binding. Lineage: Eukaryota; Oomycota; Saprolegniomycetes; Saprolegniales; Saprolegniaceae. The record is from RefSeq and is a predicted model, not a curated record. The coding region runs from base 33 to 3320 and encodes 1095 amino acids. The transcript has 4 exons.